Messenger RNA from Saccostrea cuccullata (small rock oyster), 3240 nucleotides. Its product is annotated as b(0,+)-type amino acid transporter 1-like. The transcript has 13 exons. Gene Ontology annotation, molecular function: L-amino acid transmembrane transporter activity. The record is from RefSeq and is a predicted model, not a curated record. Gene Ontology annotation, biological process: amino acid transmembrane transport. NCBI's taxonomy places the organism in Eukaryota, Metazoa, Mollusca, Bivalvia, Ostreida, Ostreidae. The coding region runs from base 90 to 1715 and encodes 541 amino acids. Gene Ontology annotation, cellular component: membrane.
GCAAUAUAUAUAUCAGGUAGAACUUGGCUCUCUCAGCAUUUCAAUGCCCUUGGUAGAAGUGCCAGCUAGGUUAAAUUUCUAGUUUCAUCAUGCUUUUGGAGUUUAUGAAUUUCAAGUCAUUCUCUGGUCUUCAGAAAGUCCCUUCUUCUGAGGAAAUCAUGCCUCCGAAUCAGAAUUUGGAAACGCAAAUCAAUGGCAACACAGUGAACGGAAAAUUGUAUCAUCGUAAUGGAUCCCUGAACAAUAAUCCAGAGGGAAAAUUAGCUGUUAUAGACAAAAAUGGCGAAAAAGAUCACUGUAAUCUACAGAAAAGGGUGGGGCUGCUGUCAGGUGUAUGCCUUAUAGUGGGAACAAUGAUCGGAUCAGGAAUCUUCAUAUCUCCUAAGGGUGUGUUGGCAGGAACGGGGUCUGUGGGGCUGAGUCUGAUUGUGUGGGUCGGAUGUGGAAUCAUCAGUCUCUUUGGUGCUCUCUCCUAUGCUGAGCUUGGAACUUUAAUCACCAAGUCCGGAGCAGAAUAUGCUUAUUUACACGAAGCCUUUGGACCCUUCCAUAAGACCCUGGGUGCCAUUCCUGCUUUCCUCUUUGCCUGGACAUCAGUCCUGAUUCUGAAGCCUGCACUGUUUGGGGUGGUCUCUAUGAGUUUUGCUCUGUACACCACGGAACCAUUCUUUGAGUGUGGACCACCAGAUGUGCUCGUUAAAAUCGUUGCCAUUGUGUGUCUCUUUUUUGUAUCAGCUGUCAAUUGCUACAGUGUAAAGCUUGCAACAAAAGUUCAGAAUGUUUUCACGGUGGCCAAGUUGCUUGCUAUAGCUGUCAUCACUGUAGGAGGAUUUGUUUACAUGGGGAAAGGUGAAGUAGAAGAAAUUAACACUGGCUUUGAGGAUACUAUUCAAUCACCUUCUCUGAUAGCCCUAGCAUUCUAUGAUGGACUUUGGGCUUAUGAUGGCUGGAACAAUUUGAAUUACAUCACUGAAGAAAUAAGAAACCCCACAAGGAACCUGCCCUUGGCCAUUAUGAUUGGGAUUCCUCUGGUGACCUUAUGCUACCUCCUGACUAACCUCUCUUACUAUACUGUAAUGACCCGUGCAGAACUACUCCGCUCUACUGCUGUCGCUGCUACCUGGGGGGAUAGAGUUCUGGGUGGUGCUGCGGUACUUAUACCUAUAUUUGUGGCUAUGUCCACGUUUGGUGCUGCCAAUGGCUCCUGCUUUACGGGUGGAAGACUGACAUUUGUAGCCGCCAGGGAGGGCCAUCUACCAAAGGUCUUGUCCUAUGUCCAUAUAAAGAAGUUCACUCCCUUACCAUCCCUCAUGAUUUCUACUUUCCUGGCAGCUGUAAUGGUGCUGAUGGGAGACAUUUUUGCCCUGAUUGAUUUCUUCAGCUUCACAGCCUGGUUGUUUUAUGGUAGUACGAUGGCAGCAUUACUGGUACUGAGGUACACCAAGAGGGAUGCCAAAAGACCUUACAAGGUGCCCAUUAUUUUGCCAAUCACAGUUCUCUGUGUGUCCGUGUAUCUUGUGAUAGCUCCCAUUGUCAAUGACCCCAGAAUCGAGUUCCUGUAUGCUUUCAUCUUCGUCAUUAGUGGUUUGAUCUUCUAUGUCCCAUUUGUGGUGAUGAAGAAGUCACUUCCUUACACAGAGACUGUGACCAAAUUUAUUCAGCUCAUCUUGUGGUGUGCCCCUAGCCGAUAUGAAUCUGAGCUUGUCGGAGACUAAUGCACGUCAUUAAUGCGUAUAGUCAAACUGUGAUAUUGUGUCAAUAUAAGACAUUUAUAUUAAUUUCAUGUAAAAUUGUUUUUCACUUGCAUUAAUCAUGUUAUAAGUUUUCCUUUUAUAAUUCACAAUGCAGCAUUAAAAGAUAAUAUAUUUAUUUUUAUGUUCAAAAAUCAUGUUAGUGAAUAUAUUUAUUUUUUCUCAUUAAAGGUGAACAUGAAAUAAAAGUAAUUAUUUUCCAUUGUUGAAUAUAGCUAAAUAUUUAUUUAUAUGGAUCUUUCAUAUACUGUUAUAAUUCUAAUGGUUUAUUGAUAGUACUAUAAACACUCUUCAUGUAGAUGUAUAUAAACAUAGAUUGCUAUGGCUUACUCCAAACUAUAAAUGUAGGAAUGACAUAGAUUUAUUAGAGUUUCUAUGUAGAUAGUUUUCAUUUUUUGGUAAUUUUUACAUUCCAGGGAAAAAAACCCCCGAAACUGAACCUGCUAUUUAAGAUUCGUUCAUACCCUCUGAUAUAUGCAUACGUCAGAUUUAUGUUUAUUUUUAAUUUUUUUUUUUUUUAUUUUGUGUCCUCCAUUUUUUCCAGUUACUCAAGGUGUUCAUGCAUUACUAGGUGUGCCAAAUAUUGCAGCCUUCUGUAUUACAGCAUUGCAAAUAGUUCAAAUUCUUGUUGCUCCUGAUAGAGGCAUAGUUUUAACAAAAGUAUGUUGCAGGAUGGUGUAAAUUUUAUAUACUAUGUAUAUAUGUAUAAAUCAAGCCUUAAUUAUUUCUGGCAUAAGCACUGAGUGAUUUUUUUGUUUGCCUUAUUUUUGUUAUAAUUUUUUUUUUGCUUUGUCCUGAUAUACCUGUAUUUUACAAAAGCAGUGCAUUUAUGCCUCUCUUUUUUUAACCCAUCAAGAAAUAUGUUAACUGUUAUGUUGUUAAAGUUUCCAUUGGUUUGGUGACUAUUGAGCAAUAUUGUCCAGUCUCUAGCUUUGUAUACUUUCCCCAUUUGUUUUACGAUUCCAAAACCAUGAGAUUCUAAUAACAUACUUUUUAUAUGAUCUGUCAUUAGUAAUGUACAGUGUCUUUGAUUAUAUUGACAUAUUGUAUAUCCAUAUAUUUAUGUAUAUAUGUAAGAUAUAUUGUAUAUUAUAUUGGGUAUAAUCCCACAAGAAACAGCAUUCAGGGUUUUAUAAGUAUUAGUAAUUUAUUUGCCAAUAUAUAAAGUAUAUAAAAUAGCAUUAAAAUGAAAUGUAGAUCAAUUCCUUGGUAGAAUUUAUUAUUUUUAUUGAGUUUUAAAUUUUUUUAAAUAAUGAUCAGCUAUGACCAUGGCAGGGUGUAAAAUGUAUGGAAAAUGGACAUAGUUGUUUGCUUUUGUUACAAGGAUCCUGGGACAAUGGAUGACAGAUUUCAUGGUUUUUUUUAUUAUAAGCAUUAUUGUUGGUGAAUGAUACAGUGUUAUGAUUGAUUGUUGGCUUAUAUGGUAACAUAUUUAUGCAAAAAAGUGUAAAUACAUGGAUCUCAGUAAAUCAUAAUGCAUACCUAUGAA